CAAGUCCAGGGCGUAAUCCAGUCUUGGAUCUUUUCUUGGACUUGCCAUGAAUCAUUGGCUCCUGCGCCUUCGUAAGCCGAGUGAUUGGUACAAAGUGACCUACAUGCCUAAAGUGUGGCAAGGAAAAUUGGAAGACGGCUAAAACACAGUCAUGUCUUCUGUUUGGCACACGACUCCAUCUCUUCAUGGGAACUACAAGAGGUUGGGAUGCCUCUUAAUCUUCACUGUAAGUGUAUGUUAUAGUGCCUCUGUAAUGUGCCCCACCACUUGCAUCUGUGCCAGUGACCUUGUGAGCUGCACCAGCAGAAACCUCUCAAGGGUACCAUCAACUCUUUUCAAGCACAUAAAAAGACUGGAUCUGAGUCACAACAGAAUUGGGAUUUUGGAUCAAGACUGGAUACCCAUGCUGCUUGAGAAGCUGACCACUCUCAUUCUCAGUCAUAACAAUAUUUUCAGUAUUUCUGUAGGGAGCUUUUCAGUUAUUCCAAAUGUCAAGUACCUAGACUUGUCCUCCAACAAUUUGAGGUCACUGGAUAAUCCUGUAUUUCAGGAGCUGAGAAUGCUGGAGGUUCUGCUGCUUUAUAACAAUCAUAUUGCACAGAUUGAUUCUGCUGCUUUUGGAGGAAUUCAUACACUGCAAAAGCUGUAUUUAAGUUACAACUCUCUCACACGCUUCCCAAUAGAACUCUACACUGGGAAACAUAAACUCUCAGAACUUGUGCUCUUAGACGUUUCUUACAAUCAGAUCCAGUCAAUACCAAUUAAUGACAUGAGCUUAGUACCGGCUCGACACUUGAGUGGAAUUUAUCUUCAUGGGAACCCAUUUCAUUGUGACUGUACACUUUAUUCCAUGCUGAGCUUCUGGUACCUUCGGCAUUUCAGUUCAGUGGAAGACUUCAAGACUGAAUACACAUGCAAUAAAGACUCCCAAAAACUGCCUUUAUUGCAGAACAAUUACUUAAAUUGCUCAGAAAGCACCAUUAACGGUUCUUUCCAUGCCUUUGGUUUUAUUCACGAAGCACAAGUUGGUGAGAGGAUUAUAGUACCCUGUGAUACCAAAAUCAGUGACACUGGGACUCAUUUCAUUUGGAUCAGCCCAGAUAAUCAAUUUUUGGAGCCAGGAAAGACAACUGAACACUUCAAAGUAUUUCAUAAUGGGAGCUUGGAAAUAGAUGACGCCCAGUAUGAAGAUGCUGGGCUUUAUUCCUGCGUUGCAAUAAAUAAGAAAAGACUAUUGAAUGAAACAAUUGAAGUGAGAAUAAAUGUCAGCAAUUUCACAGCGGACAAAUCUUACUCACAUGAAACAUUUAACACAGCUUUUACUACCCUUGCAGCUUGUGUAGCCAGUAUUAUUUUGGUACUUCUUUACCUCUACUUGACGCCCUGUCCUUGUAAGUGCAAGUCGAAGAGAAGGAAAAGGCAACUGAACCAAAGUAGCACACCUCAUGCAUCCAUACUAACCUCCAAUUCACCCCUCGAACUUCCAGCAGAUGAGAAGAAAGCUAGCAGUGGCAAAAGAGUGGUGUUUCUUGAACCUGUGAAGGAGCCAAAGCCAGGUCAAAAUGGGAAAGUCAGAAUGUUUCCCAAUGAGACUGUAAUUGCUGAAAGCAUUCUGAAAACACCCCGAGCAAAAUCAGACUCCAAUUCCAUGAACUCAGUAUUCUCGGACACACCUUUCAUGCCAUCCUCUUAAGUUUUCCACCUCCUCUAAUGUCAUAACCCUCUCAGCAGCAGACAUAGCUUUAGCCUAUGUUAAAAGAAAAAUCAUGGGAAACUUUUGUAUUUUUUUUUUUUAAUGGAAAUCUUGAAGUGUGAGGUGUUAUCACUGUUAUCUUCUCGUUCCCUUUCAGACUAGUGGGAGGAAUGUGCAUUAAUCUGAUAACAGUUGGGAGGAAUUCUUUGUUUCGUGACAUUUGUAGCCAAGCAGGGUGGGGUUCUCUCCUUCUAAUCUUUGCUCUGAAAUGAAUUAGGAGGUAGUCUUAUGAAGAGUCAUGUUUGGUCUCUUCUCAUUCAGUGGAACAAAGCUUACACAGGCAGAUGUCCCAUCAGAUUAGGCCCCUAGCUGCUUCUCUGUAUAGAACCAGUGGGACUGUAUUAUCAGGGAUCAGACUCUGAAUCAAAUAUGUCUUCUAGAGUUUAUAGAAGAACAAAAUAGCCAUUUAUUCAAUUUUUGCUCAUUGUCUUGAGUACAUAAAGAAGCAAAUGAAUUUAUACAACCCAGAAUAUUCUGAAAUAGAUGUUUAGAUAAAUUGCAAAGCUGGGUUAGGGUUAGCUUUCUUUUUCUUUUUUUUUCUAUACUGAAUUUUAAAAUCUAGAAAUGGAAUGUAUGGUAAACCUAGUAUGAGAUAACCUUCAAAAAAUGAAAACUUUUGCAGAAAUCAUACUGCCGAGAGGUAUGAUCUAUUAAACCACUUAAGCCUUGAAGGCCUGUAUAUCAGAAGGGAUAGCACUUCAGUUCUGUCAAGACACCCAAAGUCCAACAGUAUUUAAGAAGUACUAUUUUCCCAUUUACUGUAAGGUGAGGACAGAGGUGCACUACUGGAAUGUCUGUCCUUACAGGUCUUAAAGGGAUAAGAGCCAUGAUGCUGUAGAAGUAUAUCCGGCCUGUCUGUUUGGAUUUAAACUUAUGUGUGUGUGCUGUGUGGGCUGAGCAGAAGAUAUCUACAAAAAGAAUGCAUAGAAUUAGUUUUGUAAGUAAAAUUAUCAAGAUUUGUGCAAUUAGAUGUUUUGUAUAAGUUCUACUGCACUUUGACUAUUUUUGAUGACCUAUUUAGAGCCAUACUCCAAUCUAUUGACCCCAAGGUAAAUGUUGCAAAUGCAGGUAGGCUUUCACAUCAUCAGUGAUGAAAUGGCAUGGAUGCCUAGACUUUAUCUUCUGUAGAACCUAGAUUCAUUGAAUUUAUUGGUUUAGAGCUUUAUUUGUAAAAUUCAAAGUAGUUAGGCUGUUUGUCAUUGUUUAAUGUGCAAGUAUCAAAACAACUAUUCAUGAAACUUCCAUCUUGUGAAGUUUUGAUAUAAAAUUGUCAAUUAAGUCCUAAUUUUAGGAUGAUCCAUUCUGUCAGAAAGCUAGAACUUUGUACAGAUUGUACUUUCAUAUACAUUUUAGCAUAGUUUUGUGUCAGUAAAUGAUGUACAAAAAAAAGUACGUUAUUUGCAAGUCACUUGUAAGUAGGUAAGAUAUUUGCAAGUUAUUUGCAUAGCAUUGUUUGUACCGUUUGAGUUCCUGUCAAAUAGGUAGACAUUUCUGCAGUGACAUGCAGAAUAGCUUACGAUUCCCUAGUUUCAUAUAUAACUUGCAGAUGAGAAUCUUCUCUUUCUCUGCUGGCUGUCAAUUGCAACCUUGUAAGAGGGUUUCCAUUAAAAUAUUAAUAAUGGAUUGUUAUUGUUAUUGUUCUUUGGCGGUAAACCAUAGGUCUAUUCUCCUUAGUCCCACCUCUCCAGGAUGGGUUCAAAGCAGCAUCUCCAGGAUGGGUUCAAAACAGUCAAGAUGGUGAUCACAGCAGCACAAUAAAAACCCUGUCCCUUUCUACAUGUGUGAAUAUUGACACAUGUACAGAAGCAUUGCAUGUGAGCUUCGGUAACACUGUCACAACCACCAGCUUGACUUUUUUUAAUCACUCCUGAAAACACUGCUAUCUACUACAUUCAUCAUCCACCCAUUCUGUCUCAUGAAAGAAUGUUAAAUGGUUCCCUUAGUCUACACUUGAUAAAGUUGUGGCUAUUUUAGUUUUACUGUCCAAUGAUUGUUGGUAUCCUGAGUCAGCUGUAUUUCCUUUUGUCCAAAGCCUUGAAGCACUUACUUGCUACUAUAUGAGUUUAUAUAAGAUCAGGAAUGUCCAGUCCUUGCAGAAAUGGUUUAGAAUGACUAUACUUAAAAUGCUAUCUCUGUCUAGCCAAUGUAAAUGAGAUUAAUUUCUUUGCUUCAGUUCUUCCUCUCAAGCAAAAGAGAAUCAGAGUGGUUUACCCCACCAAGGACUUGCAUUUGUAAAUAAGAUUAAGAGCUAUAUGUGCAAUAGGCCAGUUUACAAAUCUAUAGUAAAUGUAAGUCUAAAGCUCUCUGUUCCUUUACAUUCCAUUUGAUUUUCAUGUCAGUCUUGAUUCAACAAUAAAGUAU
Python bivittatus (Burmese python) is the source of this 4114-nucleotide messenger RNA. RefSeq names its product adhesion molecule with Ig like domain 2 (gene AMIGO2). Gene Ontology annotation, biological process: brain development. Gene Ontology annotation, cellular component: membrane. The record is from RefSeq and is a predicted model, not a curated record. Lineage: Eukaryota; Metazoa; Chordata; Lepidosauria; Squamata; Pythonidae. Gene Ontology annotation, molecular function: protein binding.